CUCUCUCUCUCUCUGUGUCUACCCCAGAUCGACUCUUUUCAACAUUCUGAAAAAUUUUCAAACAAAAAACACCAGUUGUUAUCAAUCAAUCCAAUAAUGCGGCUUCCUGCUAGCACCAUUAAUUGAAGUUUUGAUUUAAGAUUAGUGGUCUGUGCAUUCAUUGAUGCAUGCAUAAAGUUUGGAAAUUGUGAUGUGGGUUUGGAAAAUAAGGACAGAAAAGGAUUAAAAGACGGAUUGGGUUUUUGUGUUUACAUUGAUUUUACGAGUAUUUUGAUUGCUGGUUCAUUUGGGUGAUCAUAAUAUGUAAAGGGAUGGUGACAACUACAUUGAGGAAGAUUGUGUCCCCAUGUUGGAAGCCAUCUGUUCAGAGUGAAGGCGAAAAUAGUGGUAGAGGGUCUAGAGGCAGUGAUACAAGCGGCCGGGUUGAUGGGUUGUGGUGGUAUAAAGAUUCAGGAAACCAUGUUAAUGGAGAAUUUUCAAUGGCCGUUAUUCAAGCCAAUAGUAUUGUGGAAGAUCAUAGUCAACUUGAAUCAGGAUUGAUGAGCUCGGUUGAGUCUGGUCAUCAAGGGACAUUUGUUGGAAUUUAUGAUGGCCAUGGAGGUCCUGAAGCUUCCAGGUUCAUCAAUGACCGCCUUUUCAAUAACAUCAAGACUAUUCAUGAUGCAGAAUUUACAUCAGAAAAUCAAGGAAUGUCAGCUGAUGUUAUAAACAAGGCAUUUUUGGCUACAGAAGAGGAGUUCCUUUCUUUAGUAAAGAAACAAUGGUCAAUUAAGCCACAAAUUGCAUCGGUGGGGUCGUGUUGCUUGGUGGGUAUAAUAUGUAGUGGACUGCUAUACAUUGCAAAUGCUGGCGAUUCUCGUGUGGUUUUAGGAAGAUUGGAAAGGGCUGUCAAAGAGGUCAAAGCCAUUCAAUUAUCAACAGAGCAUAAUGCAAGUUUGAAAUGUGUGAGAGAGGAAUUGCAUUCAUUGCAUCCGGAUGAUCCACAGAUUGUAGUGUUAAAGCACAAGGUUUGGCGUGUGAAGGGCCUUAUUCAGGUUUCUAGAUCCAUUGGUGAUGCCUAUUUAAAGAAAGCAGAGUUCAACAGAGAACCUCUGUUGUCAAAGUUUAGACUGCCUGAACCUUUUCACAAACCAAUCCUACUAGCUGAACCAUCAAUACUAGUGCAGAAGCUCUACCCUGAAGAUCAGUUUCUUAUAUUUGCGUCAGAUGGCCUAUGGGAGCAUCUUAGCAAUCAAGAGGCAGUUGACAUUGUCAAUGACUGUCCCCGUUAUGUAGGAUUUCCAUUUAUAUAUUUUGAGUUCAUAUCUGUAACAAUGUUGGUUAUUGUAAUCAGCCAUGUUUCUGACCAACAAGGAAAAAUGGCUUGUGAUGCUAUUCUGUGCUAUUACCCUGUUUUAGAUGUCAUUCUUCUAUGUAUCCAUUCGGUAAAAGGCUAAGGCGACUGCAGCUUCUCGGUGUACUUCAUCAACCAAAUCUUUUUUUUGUCUCUCUUUAAGUUAUACAUUAAGCAGGAAGGGUUGAUUUCUUCUAAGAAGUACUUUUAACAGUGCAUUGCUAAGAUCUAUUUUUUAUGUGUCGUUUAGGAUGUUUAGAAGUCAUUAUUUCUUGAAGUUGCUUUUGGAUAUAAGCUAAUAUUUCCUUACCUUUGCAGGGUAUUGCCAGAAAACUUGUCAAAGCUGCACUUCGUGAAGCAGCAAAGAAAAGAGAAAUGAGAUACUCGGACCUGAAAAAGAUUGAUCGAGGGGUCAGAAGACAUUUUCAUGACGAUAUAACAGUGAUAGUUUUGUUCUUAGACAGCCAUUUGAUUAGUCGCAGCUCAUGCCGUGGACCCAUGCUUUCAAUCAGAGGAGGUGGAGGUAUCUCUGCAGAAGCCAAGACAUAGUUUAAAAACGUUUUCAAUAUAUGCACUUGAACCAAAUUGACCCAUUUGUGUGGGAAAAUAUAUUUUCUUCAACAAGAAUAAUCUAUUGCUUCGUUUUUGGGGAUGUUAACGUAGAUGGUAGAGUUGAUGAUUAUGCCAGGAAGACGCGUUGGGAAAACAGGUGGUAACUGUCUGCUGAUUGGCAUAUGAAACUUGAAAAGCUAUGAUUGAUAACAUAUGUUGGAUUUUUCACUUGCAAAUCUAUACAAAAUAUUGCUGUUGAAGGUAAGACAUGAAACUGAGGAUAACAGUUCAGUCCUAAGGGAUGUUAGACAUUGAAGACUGAAUAAUCAAGACUUUAUUCUGAAUUUAAA
This is a messenger RNA of Ilex paraguariensis (yerba mate), 2235 nucleotides long. The record is from the annotation of a GenBank genome assembly. NCBI's taxonomy places the organism in Eukaryota, Viridiplantae, Streptophyta, Magnoliopsida, Aquifoliales, Aquifoliaceae.